This is a messenger RNA of Centropristis striata (black sea bass), 1582 nucleotides long. RefSeq lists its product as uncharacterized. NCBI's taxonomy places the organism in Eukaryota, Metazoa, Chordata, Actinopteri, Perciformes, Serranidae. The transcript has 4 exons. Gene Ontology annotation, molecular function: zinc ion binding. The record is from RefSeq and is a predicted model, not a curated record. Bases 394 to 1110 code for a protein of 238 amino acids.
AUGUUACAUAAGGAAGAGAAGUAUGCAAAUAAUACUUGGAAAUAGAUUUGCUUCGAUAGAAAAUUUACCAAGUAUGUUCACGAUAUAUUAAGAGAAGAUGACUGCAUACACUGUAACAUGGUUAAUCAUGUCUAUAAUAAUUAUCUAUUAAUAAUUUCAAAACUGGGCUUUAUUUUGAAAAGAAGUCUCUACAGAACAAAAUGUGAAGUAAUCAAUUACAUUUUCUUAUCCUGCAAUUGCUUUCAUUGCAGACACACUACACACAUGUUCCUGCUUUAAUUUACAGUAUGCAACAUUUUUCCUGAACCAAACGAGCAUAAACAUACAGUUAAACAAAUAUCACCUGAAGGCCAAAAAACAAUCCAACACUCCCCUUUCCUUUCAGCCUCCACCAUGACUUCUUCACACAGCGAGCUGAAGAACAUAUCUGCAGAACUGAAUCGUCUUUCACUCAAGAAACAACAAUUACUGGAAAGGAAAAAAAUGCUGAGCGUAAUUCUGGAGCUGGGGAAUCGAAAAGUUAAAUUUGAACAAACAGAGGCGGCAGACUCAUAUCACCGCGAGACUGAAAGCAUUGAUGACCAACUGAAACAACUGACAGAAAGGGAGUUGGAGCUCCAAAAAAGCCGCGAGACCAUCCUCGGUGCCAGUAAUAAGAGUAGUUUGAAAAAGGUCAGUAUCGCCUCCACUCAGGAGACUGAGCCCAAUAAUCCAAACUAUAAUGUUUUCUACGUUGAGCCUCCACCUAAUGUCCCUGCUCCAACAGUGAUUUUGGAUGUGGAUAACCUUCCAGCUUGUCCAUGCAGGACACAGUGUCCACAGUGUCGGGAGUUCGUCAUGACGGAGACCUUUACCUCUGUGAGCAGCAUCACCUGGCUGGUGUGCUUCAUGACAGCUUUGGUUGGGUAUGAAACUAUUCCCUUGAUCCUAGUGAAAUAUUUGCAUGAGAUUAUAAGCACGCUUUGUUGUCUGUUUCUGUUUAUGCAGCUGAUGUUACAGUCAUUGGCAUAUAUCCUUACAGGUUUGUUUGCAUUUCAUUUUGUUGCUGUUCCUCUUUUGCAGGUGCGUGGCUGGUUGUUGCCUCAUUCCCUUCUGCAUGGAAAAGUUUAAAUCUACCACACACAGAUGUCCCAAGUGUCGAACGUCAAUCAAAAAGAUAAAAAAGCUCUGAGAGGAAAGCAGCUGGUGAGAACUGGAAGCUCAGACUGGAAGAGCAUCAAACAUCAUUAUUUUUUCAUCCAUAAUUUUAAUUCAUUCUUGGGACUUAAGUGACAUAAAGCAUUUGUUGUGCAUCUUCUCUCCUAGACCACACGAUAGAAUUGUCACUAGCACUUAUUGAUGCACUAAUAGCUCUUAUUGCAGUAUACCUUGAUCGUUUGCUUUUACUCUUCCUGUAAGUCACUUUGGAUAAACGCGUCUACUAAAUGACUAAAUGUAAAUGUAAAUGGUCUUGGAAAAUUCAAUUAACUUUUGUCUAUUUUUGAUACUUUCUUUUGGUCAGUGCUGCUUUAAUCUUGCUCUGUGAAGCACUUCAGGCUGCAUGAUUAUAUGAAAGCUGCUAAUAUAAAUAAAGUUGUGUUUU